Molecule: messenger RNA, 1846 nt
Organism: Sciurus carolinensis (gray squirrel)
Lineage: Eukaryota; Metazoa; Chordata; Mammalia; Rodentia; Sciuridae
Product: insulin growth factor-like family member 4
Exons: 4
Coding region: 81-455 (124 amino acids)
Molecular function (GO): signaling receptor binding
Source: RefSeq, a predicted model, not a curated record
CCUUUAUAAGCCACAGAUCAAGGUCCUAGAUAGCUGUGCUGCUGCUCUGCCUCCCUCUGUUCUGCAGCCCAACCAGAACCAUGCUGCUCAGAAUCUUUGUUUCUGUCUUCGUUGUUGGACUCCUGAGGUUGGACUCAGAAGGAUUCACAGACACUGGCCCAUGGCUGUGCCAGCCAGCACCCAGGUGUGGGGACCAGACCUACGACCCCUUGGAGCAGUGCUGUGACAAUGACACCAUCCUGCCCCUGAAUGCAACCCGGCUGUGUGUCCCCAACUGCAUCUUCUAUCCCUGCUUCCAGCACUGCUGCCUGGAGUCCCCGGGCUCUCAGAAUCAGGCAGUGGUGACAUUCAAGGUCCCAGGCAUGAAACCCGACUGCAGGUCCUCCCCCAUCUCCAGGAUUUGUGCCCAGAUCCAAGACUCAGAACUGAGGAUGUCAACAACCCAGAAAGAGUAAUGGAAGAACACCAACAAGGCAUGUCCAAAAGUCCUCCCUCUAGCCAAAGGACCAGGACAAGGGAAGUCUAACAAGACAUGCAAUUUUUGGACAAUAAUGACUUUAUUCCAGCCAAACUUCAGCAAAACCUUUCAACUCACCUGCUGGCAAGAAGCUACUCCAAAUCCCCCUUGACUUCAUCCAUAUUUCUGUUACUAUAGCAACAUCCCUGAGGCUUUUAAUGUAUAAAGAAAAGAGGCUCUUGUGGCUCACAGUUCUGGAGGCUUGAGGUCAUGGCACCAGCAUCUGAUUGCCUCUGGUGUAGACCUCAUGGUGCAUCACAAUGACAGCAGGGCAUGUGACAGGAGAGAUCACAUCCUAGACAGGAAACCAAAGCACAGCUGGGAUCGCAUGAGAACUACAUCCACCCCUUCCAAAGGCACACCCCGAUAAUCCAGAGACCUCACCCUAGGCCCCACUGCUGUGUCCUACACUGCCAAACUCACAGUGCCAGUGAGGGGUGAUGGGGGAUUAGAAAAGAAAGACUCACAGAGAGUGUAAAAAUAAAUAGCUGGGAUCAAGUGGAGUGCUGCUCUCUGGUGGAAAAGCAGAUGUAAAGAGUCACACCAGCAAUCUUUAUUUAUAUAUGUCUCAUUAUCAGGUUAAAGACUACGCAACCAUUAUUCUUUGUACUCAGGAAAGUUACAGAAACUAGAAACAUCUAUACAACUUUUCCACAGUUGCAAUGUGCAAUGUUAGGAGCUGUUUGUAGAGCUCAAGGGGGUCCAUUGUUUAAAGUUACUGUUAAGAAGGCAAGCUCAGGAGUAGCAGAGCUGGUGAAAUGUUGUGGUUGUCUAGCAUGAGAAUUCUUCUAUCCCUGGGAGCUAUGUGCCUGAGAUCAAGGUUGAAGCUGAUAAGGUUCUUGCGCAGAGCCUCUUUGGGCAGUGUUACCACAGCAGCCGAGCAUCCUGUGCCCUUGCUCUGAAACAUUCCCAAGUAGCAGGCAACCCACAGCCGUGAGGUCAUCAGAGACACCCAAUCUCAGGCACUGCUCUCUCAUCCUCAGUCACCACUCUCCACACCCCACCUCCUAAAGGUUCCACCACCUCUUAACAGUCUUACACUGAGGACCAAGUUUUCAACCCCUGAACCCUUGGAAGGAAAAUCACAUUCAAACCACAGCACCUGCAUGGAUGCUGUCAGAGAAGAACAAGGGGUGGGCUGGGAAAGACAUUCAGUCAGGUAGUGACAAGGUUUCCCUCCACCCAUUUAUCUGCUGUAAAAAUAUUUAAUUCAUGUUAUAUCUUGGAUUAUAAAUUUCUCUUAAAAAUUAUAAAAAUUUUAUAAUUCAAUUAUUUUUUAUAAAAACUAUAAAUUUUGGGCUGGGGAGAUAGCUCAGUUGGUAGAGUGCU